Messenger RNA from Parathielavia appendiculata, 1402 nucleotides. RefSeq lists its product as uncharacterized. The transcript has a single exon. The record is from RefSeq and is a predicted model, not a curated record. The coding region runs from base 293 to 1345 and encodes 350 amino acids. Lineage: Eukaryota; Fungi; Ascomycota; Sordariomycetes; Sordariales; Chaetomiaceae.
ACCUCUGCGGCUGCCCUGACCAAAUCGCCCGUACGGAUACCGACCACAUCGCACACAUCCCAUCCUUCCAGAAAUGCCAGAUGCACUACGAACCCCUCUGGAAGCAGCGAAUGCACGAGCAAUAUGACUUGCACAAACCCGAACCCGCCCAUCUGAGACGAUAUCAGCGUGCUGCCGUUCCCCUGCUAUUCGCCACUUGAUGGAGGCGCGCGUGUAUCUGCCUCCAUCUACCCUCCGGGAAAGGAGACAGCGGUUGAUGGAUCCCAAGUAGAAUCCACUCAGCGCCUCGCAUAUGAACCGAAACAGGAGCAUGAUGCAGAGAUUCAGGGAUCAAGGCCGCACUUGGGAAGCCGCCAAGCAAAUGUGGCAAGGGGACGACGAAACCACCGCCGCCCGGCCGCCGCUCAAAGUGAGGAGGAGCAGACCCGAGAGUGACAAUAUCGCCCAGUCAAGGCGGAAGCUGAAAGCACUUAAACUGCAAGGCCUGGUACGCGAGCAGCGCAGUCGCCGCACCGAGCCGCGAGAUGGUGGCAGUAGCCUCGAGAAGAUAACGGAGGUGCCCUCCUCCACCCAACCAGCGCCACUGUCUUUGUUUUUGCUCGCUUCAUCGAACCACCAGGACCAAGACACGUCAGCCGAGUUCGCACCGAAUGCAUUUGAUGGUGAGGAAGAUGACAGAGACGAAGAGGACGAGGAUGUUUCAGCAAGUCCCACCUACUCCGGCCCAACCUCACAACAAUCAUCACGAUCCUCUCCCGGCUCCCCAUCGUCACCGAUCUCUCAAGGCACCAACAUAGUGCUCCCUCCUGAGUCUGAAACAGGGCCUAACCCAGCACACCCGCUCGUCCAACACUGUCUAGACACGCUCUCCCUAACAGACCAAGCGGCUCAAGCCUCCCUCCGACCAUCUCCCCGUCCCACAAAACAAAGCACACCAACCUCAGGAUCACCGACUUCCACCCUUCCCCCAUCCCAACCCAACAGCAGCACCGCCUCAACCAACACUAGCCGCGAUCACUUCAAAUCACUGUCCUGGCUCCUCGAGGAGCAAGACGUGGACCUGUACGCCCUAUACGGCUACCAGUGGCGCUCAUGCCCUCCACCGCCGCCGCUCGAGCGCCACCGCGGAGACGGCACCGCACGAUAUCCCGUCUUUGACGGGUACACGCAUCGGGGGCACCAUCACGGGGCAUACAAGCUGGAUGAGCAGGUCUUGUGCCAGGCGCGAGUGGCUAACUGGCGGGGUCUGGUGGUCGAUCGGGCGUGGUGGUGGACGAGGAUGGUGGGUGCUUGGUUUCCGGAUGGGUUUGCGUCAGGGCGGUUGGGGAGGGGGUUGAGUAUGUAGUAAGGAACUUAGGUAGAGUAGGGGGUAAGGGUCUUGUGUAGGUAAGUAAAUGCUUAG